Molecule: messenger RNA, 6474 nt
Organism: Anopheles funestus (African malaria mosquito)
Lineage: Eukaryota; Metazoa; Arthropoda; Insecta; Diptera; Culicidae
Gene: numb
Product: protein numb
Exons: 4
Coding region: 1424-3145 (573 amino acids)
Source: RefSeq, a predicted model, not a curated record
GCCGUGUGUGUUUCAUUUCGAACGCACCCAAAGCAAGCAGCGUUGCGGGUGUUUUCGAACGGCAGGCAGUAACUUCACCAGUCGUGCAUAUCUGCAGCAAGACAGCAGGUCUGACGUCGUCAAGACGGUGUCAGGGUCGCGCACAUAUCGCGGGAACAAGUAAGCGGUAACUGUUGUGACGGAGCCUCCCUCAGUGAAGGGAUAUAUGGAUAGAUUUUUUUUUACAAGUGAUCAGUGGCAGUGAACGAAAAGGGUCACACGAACUUUUUUAGGGGAGCGAAGCCCUGCGGUAGUGUUUAGUUGUUAAAAAAAGGUUUUAAAAUAACAUCCAGGAAGUGGGAAAUGGUCUAGUUGAACUUGUGACAGAAUGGCAACAAUUCAUUUGGAAUUGUUUUGUGGUGAUAAAUAUCCUUCCAAAAACGAAACUUUUUGUGUUCUAUGGAAGGCUACUUACUGUACGUAGGCGGCAUAUUUCCCUUGUAAUGUUUUUGCCCGUUAAGUGCCUGUGAAAGUGGAUUAGAAGUUAAUUUUCUCACAUUAAACAACCAUUUCCGUGCUUUCGUUGAACGACGAUGCGUUGUGGCGCUGUUGAGCGAAACCAAACAUCUUCCGGCUUUCGUCACGGCGGAAACAAAAUUAUUGAUUACUGUUUCAUAAUGAUGCUGACGGAAGGUUGGAAGGUUACUUACUUAACAAUAACCAAAUAGUUUUGUAAAAAGUUCUGCACGUAGGAUGAUGUGUUUUCAAUUGGCAAAACGAUCUGCGAAAUGGAACACCUACACAUGAAUCACUGCAGUUCGUUCAUAUGACAACGAAACAGUGCGUAACACAAAACAGCUUCACGAUCAUCAUGCUCAUGAGCAGCAGCCAAACAUUGGAAUCGAAAAGUAACUGAGAAGCCUUCACAAGCAAAAUUAGUGAAACCCCCGACAGAAAUAAUCUAAAGCGACCGGUGGUGCAUAUGACUCACAUGAUUAUGUGACCAGAGCUAUCUUCACGCAUACAGUCCUUGUGUCCAGUCUAAUGUUAAGCGACGUUACAUUCUUAGCGUAAAGCAAACCCGGACACUAGGGUUGGUUAAAUGCUAUUGGCAAUAAAUAGCCCUUGUGUGCCAUACGUGCAAAACGAUCGACGUUGAAUUCAAUACCAUAGCAUAACAAGCCACUCAGCAGCGUUAGAUCCAGUGACAAGAGUUGUGUCUGCUUUACUACAAGUGCAUAACGUACUUCUUUAAAUGUGAUAUAUAAGCGGCAAAUCAGUGAGCAAGGCAACUAGUUUCUACCUCAAAACAUUUGUUUGAAAAGAAAAAAAACAUACACUGUAAAGGGCAAUUGCAUCAAUUAAGCAAGAGGCCCUUGCCCAUAGUGGAGAUCUUGAUAGAACAGUAAAAUAAUAAGAUUGUAUCCAGUAGCACUCCGACGAAAUGGGUAAUUCCAAUUCAUCGCACGAACCGCUGGAACGCGGGUUUACCCGUGGCACGUAUGGAGAUGUCAAAAAUACGAAAUCAGCCUCAUUCCGGCAGAGUAAACGAUCACCAAAGAAAAUGGAUCGAUUGCGCAAAUCAUUCCGCGAUUCAUUUCGCAGACGCAAGGAUCGUGUUCCUGAGGCGGCUAAACCCCAUCAAUGGCAAUCGGACGAACAUGCGGUACGUUCGGCUACAUGCACUUUUGCGGUUAAAUAUUUGGGAUGCGUAGAAGUGUUCGAAUCUCGUGGGAUGCAGGUGUGCGAAGAGGCGUUGAAGGUGUUACGAAACUCGAGGAGACGUGCAAUACGGGCUCAGCUGCAUGUUAGCGGUGAUGGGCUUCGCGUAGUUGAGGAUGACACUAAGGGGCUGAUCGUUGAUCAGACCAUCGAAAAAGUUUCGUUCUGUGCGCCGGAUCGUAAUCAUGAACGAGGCUUCAGUUACAUUUGUCGCGAUGGUACGACGCGUCGUUGGAUGUGCCACGGGUUUCUGGCCACGAAAGAUUCCGGCGAACGGCUUUCCCAUGCGGUGGGCUGUGCGUUUGCCGUAUGUUUGGAACGCAAGCAGCGUCGUGAUAAAGAGUGCGGUGUAACGAUGACGUUUGACAUGAAAAAUUCCACCUUCACCCGUACUGGAUCAUUUAGGCAGCAAACGAUGACGGAACGGCUGGCAGGUGGCACGGAUACGGCGGUUGUGGCCCCGCAACAGAACAACAACGCAUCAAAACCGUACAAUCCGUUCGCAAUCGAGCGACCACAUGCGACACCCUCGAUGCUGGAACGUCAGGGAAGCUUCCGUGGAUUUACGCAGAUUGGAUCGGCCUCCCCGUUUAAGCGUCAGAUGUCGUUGCGAAUAAAUGAUCUUCCGUCCAAUGCUGAACGGCAGCGCGCGUUCCUCGAACCGGGCACACCGCAACGCACGACUGUUUCGCCCAUUCCGGAAGUGUCCCCUCAGCCGACGGACACUGUCAGCCAGCUAUGCCAGGAACUGAGCCAAGGGUUGUCGCUGCUUACCAAAAAUGAUACGGAUGAUUUUUAUCUGAACAAAGAGCUGCAACUAAAAUCGUCUGUUACAACCGCUACCACGAGCAUCACAUCCAGCACACUGGCAUCUUCUUCUGCGACUGCUGUCAGCAGUUACGUUCCUGGGCUGCUUCCCAGAAACGGUCCGAGUGAUAUCGUUCCGCCAGCAUUACCAUCCUUGUCGGUCGUGCCUACGAUCCCGCCACGAUCUAUAUCCCCUCUAAACAAGCAGCAAACAUUGGACUUAUCUGUCCUCGGUAGCAGUGUGAGUAGCAACACGACUCACAGUGUCAGUAGUAUCGGUAGUAGCAUCAAUAGCAAUACUACCACAGCAACUAUUCCUGCUAGUGGUGGAUUCCCAGUAACGACGGAAACGGUAGUAGGUGCUUCUAGUACGUCCACCUCCUCCAGUGUAGUAGUCCCAAUCGAAACGGCAUCACCGUUGCCCAAUCCGGAACAGUGGCUAGGGCAGAUUGUGAAGAAUGUUUCGCCAUCUCCGCGGCGCGCGCCUUCACUGCACAACCGCGCAAAGUCGCUUAAUGCAGCUGACCCGUUCGAUGCCGAGUGGGUGGCAGACGUAGCCAAACCGGAAAUACAUAGCACGAAUCCAUUCAUUUCGCCUCCAAAACCUCCGGCACAAACGUUUCAAGUGCAUCUGUAAGUGUAGUUCUCAAGGACGCAUUGUUUGCCGUCACUACUACUGCCUAUUGCCUGUCAUAGGCAGACGGGAAAAUGGAGUAUCAAAAUGUGGAAUCACGUGUGUUUCAUGUCCCCGUAUUUCUUUGGUGCUUUUCUGGGGUGUUUUGGUUCGUUUGGGAUAAUCGUUGAAUGGUAGCUAAUUGUAUCUGAAUUAUUUGAUUGUUAUUGCACUAUACAUCGAUGGUGGUUCGAUCAAUCCUGCCGAAAGGGGACGACGAAUCAUGAUCGUGAAUGUUGCGUUUUAUUGUUUAAGACAAACAUGUUGAACUGGGAUUACUGCUACUUAAUGGAGAACAGCUCUGGAGCUGUAAUAGUACUUACACGUAGUUAUGAACGAAACAUUCUCAUGAGCAGCAUUUUAUUGUAUGAUUUUUGUUUAUUUUCAUCUAACCAACAAAUAGUAGAACAAAGUAGUGAUCAUAGCUUACAUAAUUUGUUUUCUUACCAAUUGUCGAUACUGGUUAGAAUAUUAGAAAUUCAAUUCCAUUCCAGUAAGAAUAUUUCUACGUCAUUUGGAGACUUUUUCGUUUGAUAAUAUUUGCAAUAGAAUUUUGUGGACCACAAUUUCGACUCGUCUUCUUCUUGUCAUUACUAUGUACUCACUUUAAAGAACAUCAAAGUCAAAUUCGCAGUGUCAUUUACUACAACUUCUACCGGUAUUAUCAAUUUAUCAUACCUUCGGAAAAUAAGAAGAAAUAUAGGAUUUUAUUCAUCUUUUUACGAAAACAAACGAUUGCUGGGAAAUAAUUUUCUGUCUCACACACAUUUCUUCUAUACAUAGGUAAUCUUUUGUUAAUUUUUCUUAGCUGGAUUUAGGUGGAUUUAUUGACAUCAAUGUAUCAAAGAUCUGUUUCUGUUGCACGGUAAACCAACAUAAGGGAUGUUGUACUUCUGUAUUCGUACUGACAAGAAGAAGACUCUUAUAUUCCAUUGUUAUGAAUGUGUUAUGCGUGAUACCACACUCGAAAUUUGUUUUCCUUCGAUACAGUUCAGUCGCUGGAAAGAAUGUUAGGCAAAUGUUUGUAAACCGAACAAGUUGAUUUAUCUGAUCUGUAGGCAAACUAAUACUUAAACCUAGCCCAAUCUAUCGGCCGGCAACACAAUAUUGCUACUAACAACCUCUACCAUAACUAUUAGAGCAGCUUAACUAUUAUUAACCUCAACAAAUGAAAAAAAUAAAAAGAACACGUUACGGCUUAUGAAGCUUUACUUGUAGUGUAUCUGUCCGCUGCGCCUGUUGUAAGCUACGGUAGUGUCAGAUUAUUGCGAUACAAAAGGCAAAACAGUGAAUCACUAAAGCAUUGAACUGCUUACAAGGAAUCUAAUCGGAUUCACUAAAAAUAAAAUGUCGUGUGGCCACGAUUAGAGUACCAAAACCAAGAGUGUGUGGUUGCAAAUAAUCGCAGAUAACAAUUUAAGGAGCAACAAUAGCGAAUAGGAAAGAUAAUGUAGCAGUACUGCACAAAUGUAGUCAGUUGGCGUAUAUGGAGCAAUAUGAACCCAUAUGAAGAUGCCGGAACAGAGUCGAUCGAUUUUCAUUGUACUUACAAAAUAGAAGGCCCCGUGUGCAGUCGCAACUUCACGAUCGUUAGCAAUUGAAGCCGACCUAGCGAAUAGUUGUUUUAUUUGCGAAAUCAACCGAAGUAUCCAAAAUAUUAAUGUGGAAAAAACAAAAACAAAUAUUACAAUGCUUUUGGCGAAAGGCCCAAAAACUGGGAAAAUGGAAAAGAAAGUAUAGAAAAACGUAUUGUGAUUACUAAUAUAUAUACAACUACUAGCGUAAAGUUAUAAUAACGAGAUAAAUGAAGAAGCGAAGUAAAGGAAAAAUUGGAAACAAAAUUCGGUGGCUUCAUGAAAUCGAUUACAUUAUGAAAGAAGCGUAUGUACAACAAAUGAGAAACCUUUGCUUGUAAAACAGAGCAGUUUGCCGUCUUAAACGAAGCACUUAAACAUCGGCGUUUUCAGAAGACUGCAACCCAGCAAGCAAAUCAUACACACGCCGAGCAAGUUUUAUGAAUGUUCUAAGCUACGUUACUGUCUCUAUCAGCCGUUUAUACUUUGGAGGAAACUAAUGGUUCAUGUGUAGCAAUCAGUUCCACUGACGAUUUUUAACUGAAAUUUGUUACAAUUCUUUAAGUGUGAAUUUUUGUAACAUAUUUUGUACAAAGCUAAUUAAGUCUUAAAAUGAAAACCGUCAAGUUGUCAGCUUUUGCUUGUAGAUAUGUGUACAUAUACAAUAGAAAGGAUAGUGUAUUUUGCUCGUUUGGUUUUUUUACUACGCGAUCGCUCCGUUUAGUUUGUGCUCAUAGGUUGUAGAUACCGGAAAUGGUAAAUGGUAAUAAUCAUUUCAAAUCCUUCGUUAUCCAAAUCGAUUGACAUUUUCAAUCCGUUAAAUGUUUCCCGUUCAUUCGAACGAGACUAGUUUCGAUUUUUUCCAUUAAAAUGAUUCAUUAAAAUUAGCCCAAAGUGUUAAUCUUUUUACCCCACAUUAUCAAUAUGUUAGAUACUGCUGCUUCUUCGCUCCGAUAAUAAUACAAGUAGCCGAUAAUAAUGCAAGCUGCAUAAAGGAAAUGGACUUCUAUGAAUCUUACAUGUAUUCAGAUAGACGGAAGCAUUUGAUGCAGUGUUUGCGUUGAUAAAAGAAAUACAUAAUUUGUCCCAUAAGUGCACCUGCCCGAGCAGAUUACCAAUACGGUUCGACUGUUGCGUAUUAUUGCCGAAAUUGUAAGACAUAUCAAUUUUCUAUCCACUUUAGAUGAAGAAAUCUUACCUAACGCUUACGAAACGAAUAUGUGCAGGAUAAACUUAUGCAAUUGUAAUGAAAUUAAACUCACCUGAAAUUUAAACCAUAAAACGGCAUACUAACUGAUAUACAAACACACGAAAAGAGCUUUUUUAUCGUUUUUUCUCUGUCAAGUCGUCAAAUCCAGUUUGUCCCCGGGUUUUCAGUCACAGAAUAUUUUUGUACACGGUUUAUUAACGGGACAAUAUCUCUCCCAAUCGCAAAACCAUACAGAAAAAACACCAUUAUCUGCAUAUAUAAAAUACGGUAUAGGAUACGAAUUAUUGUAAUACGUCCGUAGUAAUAGAAAAAAUGGAACCCUUUUUCCCGCUCAUUACACGCGACAGCACUCGAUCGUUUCAUAGUUUAUCCUCACAAUACUACUACCGGGUACGCUUAUUUACUGAAAACACGCGUUGUUAUAAACACGGCAUACAAUAUACUAACUAUUGACUGAUGUCCGCAUUCAGCGGAAGCACAUUAAUAAAGGCAAGGGAUGAACAAAUGUA